Molecule: messenger RNA, 986 nt
Organism: Sinocyclocheilus grahami
Lineage: Eukaryota; Metazoa; Chordata; Actinopteri; Cypriniformes; Cyprinidae
Exons: 2
Coding region: 102-917 (271 amino acids)
Biological process (GO): proteolysis
Molecular function (GO): aspartic-type endopeptidase activity
Source: RefSeq, a predicted model, not a curated record
AGGCAAUGCACUGGGCAGCACUUCCAGGAAAACCAUGUGCCAUCUACGCCUGAGUCUCUGGUUCCGGGAAACGGUGCGCCUCCAUUGCGAAGAGCCGAGCAAUGAGAGGUGACACUGAUGGCUCAAAGACUGGCACACUGACAAAAGAGCGGUUUCUGAAGCGUGCAGUGGGCAAGUGCCCAGAAGUGGAAAUUCACGCUGGGGGGGUAGCCAUCAAGUGCCUGUUAGACACUGGCAGUAACGUGAGUACUUUGACAGAGAGCUUCUUUAAAAAACAUCUUCAUGGGGAAGACAAAGACAUGCAUUGCACAAGUAAGUGGUUAAAGAUUACUGCCGCCAACGGGUUGCCUCUUCCCUACCUUGGGUAUGUUGAACUUGAUAUCCAAGUAAUGGGGUUGACUAUACCUGGGUGUGGGUUCUUGGUGAUACGUGACCAGAAUGAUGGGGAGACUGACUCAGCCCCCCCAGGCAUACUUGGCAUGAACAUUGAACAGCGGUGUAAACAAUUGAUUCUAGCUGAGUUUGACAAUGCUUUGAAGGGGACGUUGGAUGCUGACUGGAGAGCCGCCCUUAACCGAGUGCAAGAGGCUGCCCCAGUAGGAGCAAACUCUGUGAUCCGGGUAGCAGGCACACGUAAGUCGUACAUACCUGCUGCCUCAGUGGCUACAAUUCAGGCCAGAGCACAUAAAGAACUAGCUGAAAACAGAAACUUAAGGUUGUUUGAGCCAGGUAAGGCAUCAUUGUCAGGUGGUUUGGUCCUGAUUCCCACCUUGGUAUCACCCGGUAGGCGGGUAUUCCCAGUGCAGGUAGUAAACUUGUCCCCAGAAGGUGUGUGGUUGCCACCCAAGGUGAAACUAGGAGUACUUGGCCAGGGUCGUCGUGUUGAGAGUAGCUCCUGCGAAGUUAGAUUCCAUUGAAUCUCUGCAGAUCAUGAGGAAGUUAUGGUAAACCAGAGGUCAAUGACGGGGUUAGCAGUGACCUGCAGU